Hypoxylon trugodes is the source of this 2427-nucleotide messenger RNA. Its product is annotated as transferase family-domain-containing protein. The transcript has 4 exons. The record is from RefSeq and is a predicted model, not a curated record. Lineage: Eukaryota; Fungi; Ascomycota; Sordariomycetes; Xylariales; Hypoxylaceae. Bases 476 to 1861 code for a protein of 461 amino acids.
AUGAUAUCAAAUAUCAUAACAGACUAUUCAGCAACUAUCCAUCCUUCCACUCUGUCGGUACCUUAUGUCAGAUCGAGCGUGGUAGACUAUUAUUAAAUCUUUCCGCGUUUGUUAAUAAACGUAUAACAAUUAUUACAUUUGUUAAUCCUUGCUGCGCGCGACGCGUAGAGUAGUGGUUGAGUCCCGGAUCACGGAUAUUGAUACCAAGGCCUUGGCGGGAUCCGACCUGGAUGGCUACGGAAGCAAGUCCUCAUUUCAAUUCUGAAUACUGCUGCUGAUUCACUAUAAGAUUUCAACCAAAAUCUUAGAAAUAAACUACCUACCUAGCUUACUGCCCGUUCAUUGUUAGACAUCUUCGGGGAUAAUACUCAAUGAAUCCCCCCCGCCGAUAUCUCCGUGAUAUUUAAGGUUUAUCUAGCCUUUUGGUGAUGACUUAACUGUAUCCGGUUCCCUAAGACAUAUCCAGUCCCUCAAUAUGUCAACCCUGUCUCCGCUCGAUAGGCUUAUGCCUCGCGGUUACGUCCGCCAGAUGUUCUGCUUCCCUUCGACACAUGCCGACGUUUCUCAUAUACUUAAAACUAGCCUAGCUGGAGUUGUCGCUGAUGUUCCUUACCUUCUCUCUGAAAUUAUUAUCAGCGACGAUCACAGACACAUUUCCCUCAGUAAACCUUACCAGAGUCUCAAAGAUCUAUUUUCAGAGCAAGACAUUUCAAAUGCUGUCGACUAUGCUACCCUUAAACAACAACACUUCCCCCCUUCGGCGUUUACUGUACCCGGAAUCAUACCUCCUGACACUCAACCUCCAUUCCCAAACCCGGCGCCAGUAUUUCGUGCAAGAUUAGCCCUCGUCAAUAGAGGAUUCAUCUUGUGUGUCGCGGUUCACCACUGCACAACUGACAUCACCGGAUUCGGAGCUUUGCUUAAAAUCUGGGCUUCUUACUCUCGGACAAGCGCAUCCACUAUAGGAUUUGGCCCGGAUUGGUUGGAUCGCAAAGCCCUGCUCGAGCAAUUUCACGCUUCUGACCAGCGGGCCCCAGCUUCAAUCCCCGAACUCCUUCACGUUCAAGAAAACAUCGUCAAACCUAUUGGCUCAUCCUUUCAUUCUCCUAAUUGGACGACUGGUAUUUUUUUCUUUCCGCAAAAGACCUUACAGAGCUUGAAGCAAGCUAUCAAUCAGUAUAUCGCUUCGCAAGAUGCUGAAGGCUGGGUUUCUUUAGGCGACAUUCUCACAGUAUUGCUCUGGAGUGCAAUACUAGUAGCCGAAUCAGAUCCAAAUACCGAUAUAAAGGGUACCAGCACGAUAGGUUUCCCUGUGAACUUCCGUUCGCGGUUGAAUCCUCCCCUAUCUCCUAAUUACCUCGGCUCUGCUUUUGUUAUGGCAGUUGCUACGUGUUUACGAGAGGAUUUGAUAUUUGCUAAAAACGCCAGCCUUCCCAGCGGCGACAUGACGCUGGAUUCUGCCUCGAUCUCGGCGUUGGCUAAAAUCGCCACUACAAUUCGCACCUCUCUGCAUCAAGUUGAUGGGGAGCGCGUGCGGGACGUACUACUAUACCUAGAUGCUGCACCCGACAACCAUCCUCCAAUCACACUAGGGCCGCCCCAUGAUGGCAUUUCUAUAGUCUCAUGGGCAGACCAGGGUGCAUACGAAUUGGAUUGGGGCAGUAUCAUUGGAAAGUGUGACGCCAUUAGACUACCGAAGUUGAUGAAUAAGAGAUAUCCUAUAGUCCUCCCUAGGGUCCCCGCAACCGCGGACGGGGAUGGAGGUUUAGAGGUUAUCGUCUGUUUUGAUCGGCCGGUAUGGGAAAGAUUCAGACAGAGUUGGCCGAUCUGCCAAUUCGCGACACUUCGAUGCUAUUCUUAAACAUCGAGAGUAGAUCAUCUAUAUAAUGCAGUGAAACCGAAAAGUCGCUUUGCCGGGCAUGUUCUCGUCAUUCGUUCGCAAAACCUUCGUCGACCCAAUGCAAACAUGUCCCCAGUAGUGCGUUUUUAUUACCUAGGUAGCUAGGUGUUAGGUGCCUACUUAGGCAUGUAAGCACUGGAAGUUGUACGCUGAAAAUCACAAUUAUAGCGAAUUUCAGCUCAUAGAGCGCAUAUUCCGUUGUACCUACGUGCGAGUACCUAGAGCCCUAUAGGUGUUCAGGAAAGUGUUCUAGUAGAAGCCCCCGAGCGUGCGACUGCCGCCUGUUAUGAGCGCUGAGCGCUAUAUUCUAGGAAGUCUUGGGGUAGAGCCCGCCGGACUUAAAGUGACUUCCGAUGUUUAGGUCUCCUGCGGGUAUACAACCCCGCAACUCGAGCCCGCACGAAGGCUUUAGGCCUCGCAAUAGGGCUAAGUCUUGUAAACACCGCAUAGGUACCUAUAGAUGCGUUAUAAUCGACCUCUAGAGCCGCAAGGUUCACUAUACCUGCCCAGGCAUUUAUAGGAAGCAC